GAUUUCUCUUUGCUUCAAGCAAUAGUCCACCAUAUUCCAACGAGAUCGAGAAGCCACAUGUGAACAUUGUAACCCACAUGCUGGCAGUGAUUCGUCUGCUACUGUCAGUUAGUGUCGUUUUUAUCUUUCCUUUUGUUCAAGCAGGAGGCCAUCACACAACUCCGUACAAUGCGGUUGCCAACGUAAAUUGAGAGGAGGCCCCUCAGGUAUUCUUGUCUGUCUGCCAGCUCCUCAUCUGAAGGGAGAAAAUGGUAACCGUCAGUCCGUGCACGGCGUGGAUGCUGAUCACAAGCAUAGUACAUUUAUUCUGUAUUUUUAGCUGCCCUUAACAAGUGUUAAACUGUUCCAAACAUAUUCAAUUGUAUUACGUGCACUAAACUUUGUGUUUGUGGUAACAACAUGCUGUGUUUGAAAAUGAGCUGUGGUUGGUCGCCUUCAACAUGGAAAGUUCUACUAAUUGCUUUUUAUUUUGUGGAACUAGUCGUUACAAAAGCGGCUCACGGUGACGGGGAAAACCGAAAUCCUUUCCGACUUCCUGACGCCAUAUCUCCGAUUCAUUACCAGCUGACUCUUUUGCCCGUUAUUGAAGAAAAUCCUCGGCUGUGUGGCCAUGUUUGGAUCAACGUGACUGUCAACUCACCUACCAAUGCGAUAGUUCUCCACGGACAAGUGCUUCCAGUGGAGUCGGUUGUUUAUGCCGAUGAGGAAGUGACCGACAACGAAGGAUCUCGACUGCUCGUGGAAAGGAUGUGCUUCUCCGGCGUACUUGAUGCGCUGGAUUCGUUGAGCGAUGACAAGCCAAAGAAUCGAGACGACAAAGACAUUGCCCAAUCUGUUCACCUGGACGAAGAUACUGAGCAGAUGAUAAUUAUACUGAAAGAAGAAUUGAUUGUCGGUGCAUUCUAUCGUAUAGGCAUUCUUUACCUGGGAGAGAUAAAUGACGGUGACAACAUUGGAUUCUUCCGUGUCCAGAAAAAACAAGAAGAUAAUUGCUGCCGCCAAAGAUGGAUUGGAUCAACACAGCUGGAAGCUACCCAUGCUCGUAAGGUAUUCCCUUGUUUCGACGAGCCCGCAUUCAAAGCUACCAUCGAGCUCACACUCGGUCAUGAUUCUAAACUUAGAGCCAUCUCAAAUAUGCCUUUAAAUUCGUCGACAUCUUUGAAGACUGUUGAUGACUGGGAUUGGACUACGUUUGAAAGGACACCAAUUAUGUCUACCUAUUUGCUGGCUUGCGUCAUUUCCGAACUCGAGUACUUGGAGACCAGCUACCUGUCGACCGAUGGGCGGAAUAUUACCAUCAGACUAUGGACUGAGAAACCGAAAUUUAGCCAACUCGAUUUGGCCUACCGUUUGGUGCCUACGAUUAUGGAGACGCUUGAAAAUUAUUUCGGGAUUCCAUAUACACUUCCAAAGCUAGAUAUGGUGUCUCUCCCAGGAUACGAUUUGGCUCGUGCUAUGGAAAACUGGGGCGUAAUUGUACAAAGCGAAUCUACUCUCCUUCAGGAAAGUGACGCAAGUGAUCCAAUGGAAAAGGCCAUUUUUGCAAUCACUAUUGUUCAUGAGAUUGCUCAUCAGUGGUUUGGUAACCUAGUAACAUCUCGUUGGUGGUCAGAUAUCUGGUUCAACGAAGGGCUUGCCACGCUAUUUGAGAAUAUUGUUCUCAAUGAGAUUGCCCCUGAAUUGGGAGUGGAUGUCAUUACGGUCUUGUUCUUCCAACAAGCGCUGUUUCACGAUACCCUGAACAUAUCCAUACCUCUGAACUACCCAGUUGAACUCCUGCCAACCAUCGAACAUAAAUUUGAUGGAUUCGCUUACGCCAAAGCUUCCGUGAUUUUUAGGAUGGUUAGAGCAUUUGUUGGGGACGAAGCAUUCAAGAGUGCUCUUCACCGCUACUUUAGUCAGUUCCGAUUUAAAGCCGCUAGCAGUACAGACUUUUGGGCUAUUCUCACCCAAGAGUCCCGCCGUGCAUGCACUCUUUCUACCCGCAAACAUAUUGGCCGAAUUAUGAAGACAUGGACUGAACAGUCAGGUUAUCCUUUGAUUCAAGUUGAUCGCAACCCGAACGGCACCAUCCAGCUUACACAGACGCCCUUUAUUGAUUCGAGCAACCCUUUGACGGAUAACUUUACGGAAACGGUUGCUUGGUGGGUCCCCAUCUCAAUGACCAGUGGCGCUGAUCCGAAAUUCUCUCUGGAAGAUAGAAUACCAGUUGCGUGGCUCACUCCAAAAGUUCCUUCCGUAGCUAUUGAAGGUCCUGACGAUACCAAUGUCUGGAUCUUAGUCAAUCUUCAAUACAGCGGUUACUACCGUGUUAAUUAUGAUCGGCUGGGAUGGGAGCUAUUAUCAGAGCAGCUGAUGCGCAACCAUACGGUUAUUCCACCGUUGAAUCGAGCUCAACUUAUUGACGAUGUUUUCACUUUAUGCCACAUCAAAAUGCUGCCGUACGAAGUUAGUAUGAGGUUGAUCGAGUACCUAGGCCGAGCUGAUGAGGAGACCUUUGUUCGGAGUGUGGCAGUUGGCCAUGUUGGUCGGAUCCAGCAGAUGAUGGCGCUCCAAGGAAUCCAUGAUGAGAAACUUGAUGUAAUGGUUAAGGUUAUGAUGACUUACAUUGUACCUACACAGAAUACCGAGUCCAGAAACAAUUAUAAUUCCGGACAGCUUGAUGUUCAUUGCCAUAGUGAGGACAAAAUAUGUGUUGAUCAUAUUCUUGAUCUCUUCCGUGACUACAUUAACGGCAAUGUGACGACAACGCAAUCCAACUUAAUGAAGAAACACUUCGAAGAUAUUUGGUGCACAGCAUUACGUAACGGAGGUCCUAUGGAAUGGUCUUAUGCCUGGAACAGAAGUCGUUGUGCUUCUACCACAUUGUUGGAGAAAAAAAAAAUUCUAAAAGCAAUGGCUUGCACUACGGAUACAAAUCGCAUCAAGCAAUUGCUUUCCCGGGUUUUUCUUCCAAAGAUUUUGCAGGAACCAAUUGAAACGUCAGUCAUCCUCAACAGUUUUGCGAAGAAUCCUUCUGCGCGAGCGUUAGCUAUGAAGUUCGUAAUGCUGAAUUGGGCGUUCCUCAACAAACAUUUCCGAAAUGCUCCCCGGUUGCGAGAUCUUCUUGUGGCUGUCACGCGGCAUUCCUCCUCACUUCAAGAACUUGACAAGGUGAACGAAUUUCUGGAAGACAAAUCGAACGAGCUUGGUUCCACAGUUAUUGAUCUCAUCGUUGCUACAAUCAGCAGUAACAUACGGCAGAUUGAGUUACAGAAGCUACACCUAAAGUAUAACACUUUAAUUGGUGGUAUAGGAAGUGAUUUGACUCGCCUGGAAGAAAAUUUUACUUCUGUAAUCUGAGUUAAAUUGUGAUAUUGUUGUUAGGUUGAUUUGGUUACGGUUAUGAAUUUUAUACCUUCCACCGCAACACUGGUAUGACUUCCGUUAACUCCCCCCGAUGUCGAGGGUUGUAAGA
Messenger RNA from Daphnia carinata, 3457 nucleotides. Its product is annotated as aminopeptidase N-like. NCBI's taxonomy places the organism in Eukaryota, Metazoa, Arthropoda, Branchiopoda, Diplostraca, Daphniidae. Gene Ontology annotation, biological process: proteolysis; peptide catabolic process. Gene Ontology annotation, cellular component: cytoplasm. The transcript is spliced from 15 exons. Bases 400 to 3342 code for a protein of 980 amino acids. The record is from RefSeq and is a predicted model, not a curated record. Gene Ontology annotation, molecular function: zinc ion binding; peptide binding; metalloaminopeptidase activity.